UGGUUGCCAAGUCCUCACACCUGAGAGCAGACUCCACUGUUUGAGUGUUUGAACAAGCAGAGACAUGCUGCGAGCAAGCAACGUGGGGCUUCCACGCACGUCCAGAGCACACUCCUAUCAGCAAGUGUCAAGUGGUUUGUUUCCUGAAGCUCUGCUUCAUCAGCUCGAAAUGUGGAAGAAGAAGGCCCAUCGACUGGAAAUUUCAGCUCCCGUCAACUUCCAGCACAGGGUCCACACCUCCUUUGACCCGCAAUGCCAGAAAUUUAUUGGCCUCCCCAAGCAGUGGCAGGGGCUGGUGGCAGACGGCGUAGAGCGGCCAAAACCCCUGGUAGAUCGCUCCAUGGUUACGCCUGUGGAGGUGGCACCAUUAAAGCCUGUCGUCCGUGGAAGUGCAUCUGGAAUGAAUAAUUACCUCACGGGGCUGCUGUCUGAUCUGCAGGAACUCUCGGUUACAAGGUCCAACUCUUUACGGAGAAACACCAUUUGCUUUUCCCAGGGGAAAGAGUGGCCGCUGAGGGGAAUCAAGGAAGCUGACACUCAAGAAAUGCUGCAAAAGCACCCUAAUUGUAUGGGGCGUUGGAGCAGUAAUUUCUCUGGAGAUCAAAAAGGAUGUUGUAAAGGGGAGAAUGGAAGUUUCAUGGCUAGGCUGCAUCUGUCAAGGACUUCGCACUUGCAGCAGAAUGGCGGUGGGAUUCACAAGACCAAAUUUAUCCAGAACCUGACCAUCCCCUCACUGGAAUAUGAACGGCAGAGGACAAAGUCUUUCAAUCAGUUACAAAGUCUUUCACCUCAACCAGAGAACCCUGGCGUCCCACCAGACAGAAUUGCCAUAAGACCUGGCUCUCCACAGGGGGUGAGCAGAUUGAGACCGGGGAGAAGAAACAGUGUUGGCUGGAGACCCAUAUCCUGCUUCUUUAUUCAGUCCAGCCCAAAGCAGAGAAGAGAUCAGGGCUCGUGCUCGGGCACCUCCCCUCUGGCACGUGGAACGAAAGGGAACCAACUCAAUGCCACUCCAUCAGCAGACCCCUCACUAGACACUUCAGGAGGAGUCACAGCAACCAGCCAGAAUCAGGCAAACAACCAGCCCAGGAGCAAUGGAGGAAUAUUGCAGAGCAGUGCUGGAAGCCCAGAAGAAACCGUAAGGAGGGGAAGCAGAAAGAAGAAGCUAGGAGCUGUUUUAGCACCAAGCCAAGAAACUCGCCAGACGAGGGGGAGCGUCACCCAGGAACAGUUGAGCCUGAGGGGGAGUAGCACACACACACACAGCUCUCCCCAGCACAGUCCCGCUCCCCCAGAGCAAGCUCAACCCGGAGGAACUAGCAGAGUGACUCACGAGCAAUUCAAGGCUGCCAUGGCAACUGUGGUUAACCAGACUGAUCCCAGGAAGCAUCUUGAGUCCUUCAGUAAAAUUGGGGAGGGCUCCACUGGCAUCGUGUGCGCAGCCACAGAGAAGCAGACGGGCCGAAGUGUGGCGGUGAAGAUAAUGGACCUGCGGAUGCAGCAGCGGCGGGAGCUCCUGUUCAAUGAGGUGGUGAUUAUGAGGGACUACCCGCACGAGCACGUGGUGGAGAUGUACAGCAGCCAUCUGGUGGGCGACCAGCUGUGGGUUGUGAUGGAGCUGCUGCAGGGCGGAGCCCUCACUAAUAUCAUCUUGCAAACCAGGAUGAAUGAGCAGCAGAUCGCCACUGUUUGCCUCUCCAUCUUGAAGGCGCUGACUUACCUACAUUCCCAGGGUGUGAUCCAUAGGGACAUUAAGAGUGACUCCAUUCUGCUGACACUUGAUGGAAGGGUUAAGCUGUCAGAUUUUGGAUUUUGUGCACAAGUGAGCAAGGAGAUUCCAAGGCGGAGAUCCUUGGUCGGCACGCCCUACUGGAUGGCUCCAGAAGUGAUUGCCCGAUUACCAUAUGGGCCAGAGGUGGAUAUCUGGUCACUGGGGAUCAUGGUGAUGGAGAUGGUGGACGGAGAGCCUCCCUACUUCAGUGACAAUCCUGUGGAAGCCAUGAAAAUGGUUCGAGACAACCCUCCUCCCAGGCUGAAGCUGGAACACAAGGUAUCCCUGAUCCUUCGGGACUUCCUAAGCCGUACACUGAUCCACGAAGUGCUGCAAAGAGCUACAUCUGCUGAGCUCCUGAGCCACCUCUUCCUGCUGCAGGCUGGGGCCCCCGACUGCAUGGUGCCUUUGAUCCAACAAUGUAACUAGGGGUGAUGUGACAGGAGAGCGUGUGCUUCAGCAGUGCUGUGAAUAACACGGGGCAGAGAGUGAUCGCUCAGCUCCCGGUUCUGUGCUGUAAUGACAAAGGGCUGGAUUUCUGUCAGUCAUGGAUUCCACAUUUAGGUUGGAAUGAGCCUGAGCCGAAGAAGCUUGUCCCACGGGCCGGCAGAGGUCGGGCUGAUCUCUUGUCCCACAGGCUGGCAGAGGUGGGGCUGAUCUCUUGUCCCACAGGCCAGCAGAGGUGGGGCUGAUCUCUUGGUCCUUCUGGAGCUUGGUUCACUGGUGCCAACUGUCUCCUGCUUUCCUGGAGUCCGCAGGCUGUUUUCAUUCAUUGUUGAGUGGCUCUAUGUGCCCUUUGUUUAAGUGCCCAGUCUCUUUCCUCUCAACUGCAGUCUGAUAGCAACACAGUAAAGGAUGAAGGGUAAUUGCUGUGCCAUUUUACCCAGAGUCUUCCUUCUGGUCAAAUCAUACCAUCGUAAUAAACUGCUCAUGGUGUAGCACCCCCCGGUGUGCUGCUCAGUGAAACUCUCAGCUUGGUACUAGCCUAUGGGCUGCGUGUAGAUCCUGCCUGAUGAAUUAGCAUCUCUCAGUUUACUAAUACCAGCAGCUUGGUGGAUUCCUAUUUGUAACUGAGGAUAGCCCUUUCCCAACCUGCAGCCCCGUGGUGUGCAAGAUCCAGGACAAGUGGGAGCAACUUGAGCUCAAGAGGACACUGGUUGGGCUUGGAGAUGCUGUCCUGGACCAUUGUCCAAUAGGCUGCAAGUUUGAUACUGUGUAAAUCAUAUGUGGGGUGGUCAUCUGGUCAGCAGGCAUAUGCUGCCUGGAUAUUGGUUUAAGAUCUUUGCCUCAGAUUUCAUCUCUCACUAAUACUGAAUCAUGUCUAAGCCCCAUGCAUUUAAGAGGCUUUUAGACAGGUACAUGAAUGUGCAGAGAACCGAGGGAUAUGGACAUUGUGGAGGCAGAAGGGAAUAGUUUAGUUAGGCAUUUAAUUACAAGUUUAAUUAGUUCGGCACAAUGUCUUGGGCCAAAGGGCCACAUCCUGUGCUGUACUGUUCUAUGUUCUAUGUAUUUGAUUAAAAAGCAGAAAUAGCC
This is a messenger RNA of Pristis pectinata (smalltooth sawfish), 3304 nucleotides long. RefSeq names its product serine/threonine-protein kinase PAK 6-like. Gene Ontology annotation, molecular function: protein serine/threonine kinase activity; ATP binding. Gene Ontology annotation, biological process: protein phosphorylation; regulation of MAPK cascade; intracellular signal transduction. The coding region runs from base 65 to 2200 and encodes 711 amino acids. Gene Ontology annotation, cellular component: cytoplasm. The transcript has 9 exons. Lineage: Eukaryota; Metazoa; Chordata; Chondrichthyes; Rhinopristiformes; Pristidae. The record is from RefSeq and is a predicted model, not a curated record.